This is a messenger RNA of Hyla sarda, 1381 nucleotides long. It is a transcript of the gene ABRA, whose product is annotated as actin binding Rho activating protein. NCBI's taxonomy places the organism in Eukaryota, Metazoa, Chordata, Amphibia, Anura, Hylidae. The record is from RefSeq and is a predicted model, not a curated record. Bases 183 to 1358 code for a protein of 391 amino acids. Gene Ontology annotation, cellular component: sarcomere. The transcript has 3 exons. Gene Ontology annotation, molecular function: actin binding. Gene Ontology annotation, biological process: positive regulation of transcription by RNA polymerase II; positive regulation of Rho protein signal transduction.
CUUUGCUCUGUAAAAAGUAACAGUGUCACAACAGCCAUCUCUCUUGGUCACGAAUGCUUGACAUAUUUUCCAAGAACAUAAAGCCCCCAGCCUAUUUAAAAGCCGGGCAGCUCUUCGCUUCAUUGUUAGAACUGAACCAAAAGCGUGGAUUCAUGAUUAUAAGACGACUUUAGGACAACAAGAUGGCUCCUGAUGACAACAAAACCAUGAAACCCCUUCAAAGAGUUGUUAAGAAGAUUAAAACGGCAACAUUGGUUUCCAGCUUAACCAGAGGUUGGCAGCAAUGGGCAUCAGAGCACUCAACAAAACAAGCACAAGAACCUUCAGGUUGGACCCCAGGUGAAGAAAAUGAUCCUGAAAAUCACAUAUCAACCUUGGAGGUGAAGACCAGGCCUAUUGCUGUUAUUGAACCUAAAAAGGAAGCCACAUGUCCCUCAGAAGUUAUAGCAGAGACCCACAUAAAAACCAAAGCGGUGACCAAAAGCUUUUCCAGCAAAGCUCAAGAAAGAGGAAUGGACAUUGGCUCAUUGACUGAAAAGUAUGAGAAAGACCCCAGCACGCAAAUACACAACAAAAACGAUGACUCGGCGGUGGACAAGUUACUGCAUGGGUCUCCGACAAGGAGAAGGAAAUGCUCCAAUUUGGUCUCACAACUCACAAAAGGCUGGAAGCAAAUGGAAAAUGAUGAUGGUGAAGAACCAGAGGAAGCUUCGAGGUCUUUACCAAAACUUGCUGAAUGUCGAAGUGAAAGUCUGGAAACUGAAGACAGCGGGUAUGGAGAAAAUGAGGGAGACACAAAGACAGAACUGGAGAAGACAGAUGUGAUAGAAGAGAAAAAGGAAGACACAGCCAGGAUUAAACGGCCACCUUCAGCCAGGAGCAACAAAGCUGUAGCAGAGCUUCAGGGCAUCAACAAAGCCUAUAAAAGAUACAGCCCUGUGAAUAACAUCAAGGGGAAAUGGGAGAAGUGGUCUGGGGAUCAUGUCCUGAGCCAAAAGCUGAAUCCGUUCAGUGAGGACUUUGACCACGAAUUCGCAAUGUCCCAGCGACUGCAGAAGGGCGAAGAAGGGUAUGGGCGUCCGAAAGAUGGAACCAAGACUGCCGAAAGGGCCAUGAGGGCCGAGGCACACAUACACCGGGAGAUGAGAGAUCUUUGCUUUAUCAUUUCAACCAUGGCCAAACCGGGGAAAAAUGGCAAGGUCCGGGUCACCUUCGGAGAACUGUUCGAUAGAUAUGUCCGGAUCUCUGAUAAGGUUGUCGGAAUCCUUCUUAGGGCAAGAAAACACGGAAUGGUGGAUUUUCCUGGGGAAAUGUUGUGGCAGGGCCGAGAUGAUCACGUGAUAAUAACCUUAUUGUAGCCGGGUUGUGCAUCAAUAUGAAA